Molecule: messenger RNA, 1660 nt
Organism: Zophobas morio
Lineage: Eukaryota; Metazoa; Arthropoda; Insecta; Coleoptera; Tenebrionidae
Product: acid phosphatase type 7
Exons: 4
Coding region: 125-1471 (448 amino acids)
Molecular function (GO): metal ion binding; acid phosphatase activity
Source: RefSeq, a predicted model, not a curated record
CCAAUUUUUAUCAAAUUGCACAUGUGCGUCACACAAAUGUCAAAAAUGUUUAAUAACAAUGUCCGAUAAAAUUCUAACGUCGGAGUUUUGUGCAAUCGCCAGAUAACGCGAACAAUCAGAAACGAUGUGGCCCCUCUGUUUAGUGUUCCUGUUAAUAAAUCCCCGCUUCGUAUAUAACCAAAUUUUUUGGUAUCAACCCGAGCAAGUACACCUGGCUUACGGUGAUACCGUGAACGAAAUAGUGGUGACAUGGUCCACAUUCAACGACACGACAGAAUCAGUGGUGGAGUAUGGAAUUGGAGGCUUUAUCUUGACAGCGAAAGGCUCUUCGAAGCUCUUUGUGGAUGGGGGUGAUGCAAAACACUCUCAGUACAUACACACGGUGCGCUUAGGGAAUCUCACGUAUAAUUCACGCUAUGUGUAUCAUUGUGGCAGCAGCCAAGGUUGGUCGGACGAAUUCUGGUUCCAGACUCCCCCUGAGGCGAACUGGCAGCCCCAUUUAGCCAUUUUUGGCGACAUGGGCAACGAGAAUGCCCAAUCAUUAGCCCGGUUGCAACAAGAGGCACAAAGGGGGAUCUAUGACGCUAUUUUACAUGUGGGAGAUUUUGCCUAUGAUAUGGACUCGGAGAACGCAGAGGUGGGUGACGCAUUUAUGCGCCAGAUACAGUCAGUAGCUGCGUAUUUACCAUAUAUGACGUGUGCAGGCAACCACGAAGAAAAAUAUAACUUCAGCAACUAUAAAGAGCGCUUCAGCAUGCCAGGGGGCUCCGGCUCAUACAUGUACAGUAUAAACAUAGGCCCUAUGCAUGUUAUCUCAAUCUCCACUGAAGUCUACUAUUUUCUCAACUACGGUAUUAAACCCCUAAUUUUUCAGUAUGAGUGGUUAGAAAACGAUUUAGCAAAAGCCAACUUGCCAGAAAACCGCGAAAAACAACCAUGGAUUGUCGUGAUGGGUCACCGCCCUAUGUAUUGCAGUAACUCUAAUACCGACGAUUGUACUCACCAUGAAACCCUCACACGAGUGGGUUUGCCGUUUUUACACUUCUUUGGAUUAGAAAAAUUACUCUAUGACUAUGGUGUUGAUUUAGAGAUAUGGGCACAUGAGCAUUCUUAUGAGCGUUUGUGGCCUAUUUAUGACUACCAGGUGUAUAACGGGUCAUAUGAGGAUCCAUAUGUAAAUCCUGGAGCGCCGGUGCACGUGGUCACUGGGUCAGCUGGGUGUAAAGAAGGGAGGGAGGAUUUUAACGCGACACGACCGACAUGGUCAGCUUUAAUUAGUAGAGAUUACGGGUACACGAGAUUAAAGGCGUACAAUGCUAGUCAUUUGUAUUUGGAACAAGUGUCAGACGAUAAGCAGGGGGCUGUGAUUGAUUCGUUUUGGAUUAUUAAAGACAAGCAUGAACCUUACAAGUUCGCGAGGAUGGACUGGGCGAAAGUUGAUAGUUUGAGAUUAAAAAAUCUGGAGGUAUAACGAUAUUCUUGUUGUUUAUGUAGUUUGCAUGUUUCGUUAAAUUACAUGUAGUUUGAAAUACUUAUCUUUUAAACCAAAAAUGUAUUUAGUUAAUGAAGUGAUAUUAGUGUAAAUGCUGACAAUACAUGAUUUGUUUAGCGAAAAUUGGAUUGUAUUUAGUUGAAAUAUUAAAAUUUUAUCAUAGUUUUA